Cryptotermes secundus is the source of this 2577-nucleotide messenger RNA. Its product is annotated as adenosine receptor A2b. The coding region runs from base 904 to 2235 and encodes 443 amino acids. Gene Ontology annotation, molecular function: G protein-coupled receptor activity. The transcript has 3 exons. NCBI's taxonomy places the organism in Eukaryota, Metazoa, Arthropoda, Insecta, Blattodea, Kalotermitidae. Gene Ontology annotation, biological process: G protein-coupled receptor signaling pathway. Gene Ontology annotation, cellular component: membrane. The record is from RefSeq and is a predicted model, not a curated record.
CACAUUGUCUAACGAAGUGAUGGUGAUGAAUAUGCAUAUCCGUUUCCCGGUGGGUAACCAACUACAGGCCACACGUCAUUCAAACCGAAAAUAAGGUCCGCUGAUGGCGUGAUGUGUGACAUCCUGAACAAACUCAUGUUGCAAGUAUGCACACAGCAAAACCAAACACCAACAGCAGCAUGUUCGUACUUCCAUCAUACUAUGGAAGUGACACGGACAACCCAAUAAAUUGUACGUGAACAUUGGCUCUCUGUCCUUUUUGCGUGUGUACUGAUGUUAAAUUAGGAUAAAAGUAGGCAGGAAGAGAGCGUGUCAAAGUAGUGUUUCUAAGUUCCUUAACUAUUUCAAGUUACUUCCGUAUAUAACUCUACUAAGUGCCCUGCAGGAAAAGAAACCUUAAAACUACCCUCUACAGUUUAUCAUCUAACAAAAUAUGUGACCUACACAGAGGAUCCAGAAGAACAAAUCGUUUGCACAAUUCUGAGCUUAAUUCUACGUCGCCUGUAAUUACAUAUAACUGUGUAAUCAUAGGAUUAAGAACUUUCUCUCUUAAGAACUUUAUCCAAACCUUCAUCUCUCAGAGGAUGUUUUUGUUUACUUUGCAUAUUUCUUGCUACAUAGACACGAGAUGAAAAUGUGGCAGUUAUGUCGAGACCUCGGAUAAAGUCACGUGUAGCAAGUUCCUCUGGCCUUCCAGCUCGAAGCGACACGAGGCAGCUCUCAGGUAUACUAAUCUCCCUUAAAUAUAUAAACAUACAGUGGAGAGACCAUGAAGACUGAAGGGCCAGUAAGUGUAUUCCAUAACACUUGAAGAUGCUGACAUAGUACAAUAUUGUCAAGUGAAGAACUGCACAGCAUGACAGCAUAUCAUCGUGUUCUAGUGCGUUCUACUCUCCAUCAGUGAUGGCUACAUUGAUUCCUCUAGAGACUUCUCUGCGGGGAAACCAUACCGAAUUGCUCGUCUCCGCAUCACACGACACUGGAUAUGGAGGCAUAGCUGCUAGUCAUACUCAGACCAUGCAUCGUUACAUUGACAAUAUGACGUCACGCGUCUCCCCGCGUCUCUACUCGGAACCUCUAGCUGUCGCUACUGCCGUUCUUUUGGUAUUCAUUCUGUCGCCCAUGAUACUUUGCGGCAACUCCCUUAUUCUUACGGCGGUAUAUAGGUUUAAAAGACUAAGGACUCCUAGCAACUACCUGCUAGCCUCUCUUGCCUCUUCCGAUCUGGGUGUAGGGUUGUUCUUGCCUGUGGGUAUGUACCUGGAACUUACGUCCUCGAACAGUGACAAUGUUCGAGAGACUAUCAACGUGGGACUAUGUCUCGUACCGUAUUGUUUGGCCAUUUCCCUGUGUAGUGCGUCCGUGCUUGUGAUGGCAGCCAUAGCUGUGGACAGAUUCACGUCUUUAGCGCAACCUCUGAGGUACAACAAUCUCAUAACACACACGUCUGUGGAGAGAUACAUAGUCGCGUUCUGGUUGUAUGCGCUUCUAGUCGGAUUUUCGCCUUUAGUUUACAGCCAGUGCAUCGCAGCGAGUGCUUCCUUACACGUGCGGAACUGUUCCUUUGGCUCCGUCGUAUCCACCCCUGUUCAGCUGUUUCUCUUCUGUUCCGUGUAUGGCCCCAGUGCCCUCAUACUACUGGUGUGUUACUGUUACAUCUAUGUGGUGGCCAGAUACCACGCCAGGGCCAUCUACUCGGUCGAGCUCUCCCUCAGGCAGCACCAGGACGGCGCUCACUCUCGCUAUGGACAGACGCUGGCAAUCACGGUGGGCCUCUUUCUCUGCCUGUGGCUGCCUUUCCAGAUGUGCAUGCUACUGGACAUAUUUCGUGGGACACGGAUCCUGAGUGAAUGGACGUCCAUUUAUCUCGCUCUUCCAAUCUUCGCAAGCAGCGCAGUAAAUCCGUGGGUAUAUGGCUACAGGAACUCCGAGGUCCGAACAUCUGUUCAAAGGGUAAUGGAGGAACUUCUAGGCAGAUUAGGUUAUGUUCCCUCACAUUAUGCUUGCCAGGAUCUUCUCGCAGCCACAAAUGCGGAUCAGGCAGAACUGAACAGUUUUGCGUCCCAUGUCCGUUUGUGUGCUGUCUCCCCUAAUCGAACUACGUUGCUCCUCAUCCCCACCACACGGCAGGACACGGCAGAGGGGAGUACGGGGGUGACAACGGUGAAAGAAACAGUUGUGCAUUUGGAACUUCCGCCAGAGAUCCAGGGAAAUGAAGAGAAAGCUGGAAUGUAACGUGCGACUCCAUUAAGAAGUACAAACCACUGAUAAGUGAAGGAAUGUUAGGAAUGUAUGAAAGUGAAAAGAACGUUCAUAUUUUUGUUUACGUAUGCUACACUGAGAGAUUUAAAGAAUGGAAUUAUAUGUGAAUUACAAACGCACAUAUUAACUGACCUUAACUUUGGCUCCAACUACAGAUCUCUUUCAGUCGUUCUGCUGCUAUAAUAUUUAUUGCAAAAGGGAGAAAUCAAGUAAAAUGUAACGUAAAACUGUUAAGAAACUGAAUUCAAACUGCCACUUAACAAGAGAAUCUACAACUCUUGUACUCUUCUGCUGUUUUAUUUUAUUUUUGUCAUA